AUGGUUCUGGAAUUCUACAUCACAAAAGUCUACAGGAGAGAACAUUUCAGGUCUGGUUGUCAUUCCAAUAUCUUCACACAUUGAUUACAGACACAGAGAGACAUCCCGUUUUUAACUGUUUUAUUCAACAAGUAUUUCAAAGAUGUUUGGAAAAAGCAACUUGCAGAGGCCAAAUCACCACACGUAUGAUAUAGGUGACGAGGAUCCUCUCAUUAAAGAGCUCAGCAAAUUAAUGGCCAGACUUUCCAUAAGUGGACAGACUGAGCUAGCGUUCAGGUCUUCCAACAGCCGCAUAUCCAAUAAUGGGGGGUCCAGAGUUCAGCAAACCCUGAGAGAAGGCUUGGAGGUCAAUCCAAAACCUACCCCUAAAAGGAGAUGGGAGGAUCUGGAAUCGGCCGGUAUCAGAAGGCCAGACAGCCUCGGUCCAGAGAGGAAGAGGAGAAGACUGGACACAACGGAAAUAAAGAAGUCUUCCUGGAUGAGUCGCGCCAGAGCUUUUCAAAGGAAACGUUUGAGUGUUUUUUGUUCCAGGUCCAUUAUCAAGCAGACUUUGCCACCUGAGGUGCAAAAGAAGGAGCAAACUCUAAAAGAAGGCUUGGAGGACAAAGAAAAACCCUCCUAUAAAAGGAAAUGGGAAGAUUUCAAUUCAGCCGGUAUCAGAAGGCCAGACAGCCUCGGUCCACAAAGAAAGAGGAGAAGAGUGGUCCUUAAACGUGUUCAGGCAGACGGUGACAUUGUCAUGGUUGCCAUGCCAAAAAAGAGAAAUAGAACCAGAAGGAGAAAGAGGAGACGCUGUGCGAAGCCUGUACAGGAUGCAGAGGAAUGGCGACACCCAGAAUGCUCGGGUCACAAGGGACCUGGAGAAAAGACCAGAGGAGGGAGAAAAGAGAAAAGAGGAGGGAGACAGAAGGCAAAGCAUGACGUGAGGUCAUGCUUUGACAAAAGGGGAAACACUGGACCAAAAAACCCCAGCACCCCACUUUACCGUGCCAGACCCUUUCACCAAAGAGAGCAAUUUGGACCACCAGGCAGAAGAAACCCACAAAACAUGCGUCACCAGGGCCACCGUCAGUGGGCAUCACCUGGUCCGAUGUGCCGGGCCCCGGGUCAAGGGAGGGCCCAAAGGGUCCCUUGGCAAAAAAACGCCCUGGGCACCAGGAAGACACAAGGACCUGUGUGUCACUGUCACUUUCUAAAUCAAUGAAAUAAAUGUAAUUUGUUGUCUUCCUA
Molecule: messenger RNA, 1230 nt
Organism: Sander lucioperca (pikeperch)
Lineage: Eukaryota; Metazoa; Chordata; Actinopteri; Perciformes; Percidae
Exons: 6
Coding region: 143-1204 (353 amino acids)
Source: RefSeq, a predicted model, not a curated record